Phytophthora infestans T30-4 is the source of this 405-nucleotide messenger RNA. RefSeq lists its product as uncharacterized. The coding region runs from base 1 to 405 and encodes 134 amino acids. The record is from RefSeq and is a predicted model, not a curated record. The transcript has 2 exons. Lineage: Eukaryota; Oomycota; Peronosporomycetes; Peronosporales; Peronosporaceae.
AUGCUGGAGAAGCUGCUUAAAUGCGGUGUGGAUCCUAAUCUGAGCUUCCACAGUGCGCAUGCGGCUACAUUGGAGCGCAGGGAGAGAACUGAUGAAGAGGAAGACAAGGAUCAGCCAUUCCGGUCUGGUCGUGAGCUCUGUGAGAUAACAUCUCUAGCUAAAGGAGACGCUGACAAGAUGCCGGCACUUGUACGUGUUGCUAUCACUCCAAACGUGUCGACGCGAUACCAUACGCUAGCUCUCUUGCUCCGAUACGGCGCCAAACUGUCGACUGCUGACGGCAGAGGCAACACGAUACUUAUGCAUCUCGCAGCACGUAACCUCGUUGCAGAGACCCGUCUCGCACUUGGACUCGUUCGAUCAGUACCGGACCCGAAGGAUCUCAGCGUAACACCAAUGGGUUGA